GUGUUUUUGCGCAUCUGCACGCACUUUCGGAUGGAGGAUGGCAGUCACUGCAUUGCCCAAAUCUUCAGUUCGACAAAAUAAACAGAAAAAAAAACAUUGAUAUAGGUCUAAAUUAAAAUGUUCAGAGAGAACUGGAUCUGAGGAUGCAAUUUUAUUCGGACUAGCUCAUAAAAAACGCGUUAUUUUAGGCUAUCAGACUGUCUGGAAAGUAGUAGAUCGCAGCAUCAUUAUCAGUCUGCAAGCUGCGAGCUCCGCAUCCCCAGGCAAACCAAGGCUGACCUGGUUUUCUGCACUGGCAUCUCGCUUCAUCAUUGUAUUAGAGCAUCAUCUCCCUCCUAUGAGUGAUGUCGGACUGUAGGCGACAGUGGAACCGGGAGGAUGAGCUCCCUGUGUAUCUGGCUAAACCCAUCUCGGCCGGACCCAACCAGCGUCACAAGUCUCACGGAAUGUUUAGCUCCGUCGAGGGCGCGUAUGAUAGCAAGACUAUCGAUUUUGACCAGUACGCCGUAGGGAGGAAGGGGAACAGGAGCUCACGGAGCAGUAGCAGGGAACGCGUCGUGGAUGGGGACUUUGAAGCUUAUGAGAUCAGCGGGGGGACCAUCAGCUCCCCGGGUGAGAGAGACGACGGGCGUCAGGGUGUCGAAAUCACGGAUCAGACUGAAAAGGAAUGUCGUUAUGAGCAAAACAACGGGAAGGUGGGCUUAAAUAUCAUGCGUGACCAUUUUCGGAGGAUUGUUGGGGAGAACCUGAUUGUGCCGGGGGGCGUGAAGGUGAUUGAGGCUAAUGGGUGUAAGGUGAUUCCUGGAGGUAUUGAUGUGAACACCUGCCUGCAUAAGCCUUACUUGGGCACUCCACCUGUGGAUGACUUCUACCAGGGCACCAAAGCUGCUCUGGCAGGAGGAACCACCAUGAUCAUUGACCAUGUGACUCCACAGCCUGGUGACAGUCUUUUGGAGGCCUUUGAGAAGUGGCAGGAAGCGGCUGAUAAAAAGUCCUGCUGUGAUUAUUCACUUCAUGUGGACAUCCCUCAUUGGCAUGAAGGUGUGAAGGAAGAGCUGGAACAGCUGGUACAGGAAAAAGGAAUGAACUCUUUCCAAGUAUACAUGGCUUACAAAGGGUUAUUUCAAAUGACUGACUCUCAGUUGUAUGAAGCAUUCUCAUUCCUUAAGGAGCUGGGGGCAGUGGUGCUAGUACACGCAGAGAAUGGAGACCUAAUAGCACAGGAACAAAGCAAAAUCUUGGGAAUGGGCAUCACUGGUCCGGAGGGCCACCCACUGAGCCGACCAGAGGAGCUGGAGGCGGAGGCUGUUUUCCGUGCUAUCACCCUUGGCAACCGAGUCAACUGCCCUGUCUACAUCACCAAAGUGAUGAGUAAAAGUGCAGCUGAUACUGUGACCAAUGCACGGAAGAAAGGCUCUGUUGUUUUUGGUGAGCCAAUCACAGCCAGCUUAGCAACAGAUGGAUCUCACUAUUGGAGCAAAAACUGGGCGAAAGCAGCAGCCUAUGUGACCUCUCCACCCCUCAGCCCUGACCCGACAACACCUGACCACCUUCACUCUCUACUGGCCUGUGGUGAUCUGCAGGUCGUGGGUAGUGGACAUUGUGCUUACAGCACCUCUCAAAAGGCCAUAGGGAAGGACAACUUUACCCUUAUACCCGAGGGAACCAAUGGAGUGGAGGAGAGAAUGGGUUUUGUUUGGGACAAAGCUGUGGCUAUGGGGAAGAUGGAUGAAAACCAGUUUGUUGCAGUUACAAGCACUAAUGCAGCCAAAAUCUUCAACCUGUACCCCCGUAAGGGUCGGAUAGCAGUGGGUUCAGAUGCUGACAUUGUUAUCUGGGACCCCGACAAGAUCAAGACCAUCACAACUAAAGCACAGCAGUCGGCUCUGGAGUACAAUAUUUUUGAGGGGAUGGAGUGUCGUGGUGGUCCAGUGUAUGUGGUCAGUCAGGGUAGGAUUGUGUUUGAGGAAGGGAAGCUUCAGGUUCAGCAGGGGACUGGACGUUUCAUCUCUCGCAAACCCUUCCCUGACAUUGCCUACCAGCGCAUUAAGUACCGCAACAAGGUGAUGAGCAAGCAGGGAGUGUCUCGUGGGAUGUAUGAUGGUCCAGUAUAUGAUAUCCCAGCAACACCCAAAUAUAUAACCCCAGCACCCUCUGCCAAGACCUCACCCACUACACACCAGCCUCCACCAAUCAGAAACUUGCAUCAGUCUAACUUCAGCCUAUCAGGGGCUCAAAUAGAUGACAACAUUCCUCGGCGCUCUGGCCACCGCAUUGUAGCACCCCCUGGUGGUCGUUCCAACAUCACCAGCCUUGGUUGAGCACUUCUGCAGCUCUCAUGUGACUUUGAGAGAGAGCGUGUGUGUGUGUGUGUGUGUGUGUGUGUGUGUGUGUGUGUGUGUGUGUGUGUGUGUGUGUGUGUGUGUGCGUGAGUAUUAUUACAGUUCUAUCUGUUGACAAAUAAUCAGUAUUCUCCUCUCACAGGGCCAUGCUAUAAAAGGUAUUUGUGCAACGCAUGCAUGUCAAAAUAUCACUGUACCUUACCCGUGCAGUAAAUGUCCCAUCUACAGUCAAUAUUACUGUGUGCAUUGUACACAAUAGUCUCUCUGCUAAGACAUACCUAGACAAAUACCAAUAGAUAGCUAGACAAUCACUAGAAAAUACUUUAGAUCUGUAACAAAUUUCAGAAAAAGUAGCAUUUAAACAAUGCUAAUAUAACUACUCACAUUUAUUAUUAAAGUUAUGAGUUAUGAAAACCCUCGUUCUGCUGAUGUGACCCCAGUGUUUGUGAAAAUGUCCUGCUUUAAAGCCCUGUGAAGCCGGUGACUAGACAUCCCACAAAAUGGUGCUCCUCCUACUGGACAACUUACAGAACUAAAGAUGACUAGAUAAAAGUGCUAGAAUGCAGGUCUGAGAUCAGUUUUGGCAUAGAUGUACCACUAAUAAGUACAUUCUAAAGCUGAGUGACGAUCUGCUCUUACAAGCACUUUUAACUGUCAUGUUCUCUGUGCUCUGAAACGUUUUUAAUUCUGUGUUAUCAGUCUAUUUGUGGUAAAGAAUGGUGAUGGAUUGUAUUAUCUCACUUUUAGAUGUUGGUAUUAUUGACAUCUGACCUUUUGAUUCUUACACUCUUUAUACUUUGAAGGAUCAUUUUUAUCAGUUAUCUUAUCACAUUUGAAUUGUUUUACAAGAAAAAUUUGUUAUAUCACUUAUUAUUUUCAUUUUACCUGUAGUGAAAAAGGCUGUGUGCCAUUUUAGCUCCUCCAAGCUCUUGGUUGUGUAGAUUUUGCUUAUUGCAAAAUCAGAUGUUGACUAGAGAUGGUAUUCACAUUACCUCAUAUCACAAAUGCAAAAUCAAAGAAUGCAACUAUAUGCAACCCGUGAGAUUGUUUUUAUCUGCAGCACUCUCAUCUGCAAUGCAAAUGAUCACAUCUGGAAGAGCAAGUCACACAUGCAUUCAAAAAGAGCUGAAAAUGCUUUCAUUUCAUCUGCCUGGUUUUUCUUCUGUUGUGAGAUUUCUACAGUAUUGCUCCACAUCCAAGUGGCUCUAGCCUAGUCACUGUGUACGCUCAAAGUCUUAAUACCGAACUUCCACUGAAUAAUUGGUGAUUGCUCUUGUUUUGGACCAAUACAAGGCCAGUGCCAAGCCUGCUGUAUUGUUUUCCAUACCCCAUUGUGAUUUUGUAUUGCCUAUGGUAUAUAUAGUGUUUAUGACCAAUGCCAUUUUAGUUUUUGUUGGCUGAUAUCCACUAAUGCACUCAUUGACUGUUGAUAAUGACAGUUUGCUAUGGUGAAAUAAAGUUCAUAUGUUGU
Molecule: messenger RNA, 3813 nt
Organism: Sinocyclocheilus grahami
Lineage: Eukaryota; Metazoa; Chordata; Actinopteri; Cypriniformes; Cyprinidae
Product: dihydropyrimidinase-related protein 1-like
Exons: 13
Coding region: 345-2321 (658 amino acids)
Cellular component (GO): cytosol; cytoplasm
Molecular function (GO): hydrolase activity, acting on carbon-nitrogen (but not peptide) bonds, in cyclic amides
Source: RefSeq, a predicted model, not a curated record